This is a messenger RNA of Perca fluviatilis (European perch), 2543 nucleotides long. RefSeq names its product tetraspanin-8-like. The record is from RefSeq and is a predicted model, not a curated record. Gene Ontology annotation, cellular component: membrane. The transcript is spliced from 9 exons. Bases 99 to 869 code for a protein of 256 amino acids. NCBI's taxonomy places the organism in Eukaryota, Metazoa, Chordata, Actinopteri, Perciformes, Percidae.
AAAACCAUCUCCCUCCCGGUCUCUCCUCACUUCUCCGCUGCAGUCGGAUCUUCAUCACCGUUAAGAACAAUACUAGUGUUGUUUUCCCAUCUUUAAACAUGCCUCAGGUCAACAGCUGCCUCAAAUGGCUCCUAACCAUCUUCAACAUCCUCUUCGCGAUUGUCGGCAUCGUCAUCAUCACGCUCGGUCUGACUUCUCAGUUCAACUACGUGAACGGAGUCAUGAAUCUGGACUUGAAGCAAUCACACUUCUACAUCGUGGGCUCCAUCGUCAUGGUGAUUGCCAUCCUGGGAGCCGUUGGCGCCUACAAUGAGAGCAAGGCGUGCUUGGUCCUGUUCCUGGUGUGUAUGAUUCUUGGAAGUAUUGCGAUGCUCCUCCCUGGAACCUUAAUGGCUGUCUUCCGUUCCGAGGCGGCAAGCAUGCAGGAUAAUCCUUAUGAUGGUCAUCUGCCUAUGGACCAAGCUUCACCCAUUAAGAGACAGGAUGUCGAAGAAAUGCAGAUGGAGAUGCAGUGCUGCGGUCUGUUCAGUUAUGAGGACUGGAAGGGAAACAUCCCCGACUCUUGUCUGUGCAGCAAGUUGGAUGAGAUGGAGGGAAAGUGUCAGACAGUCGACUACGGACAGAAGUCUGUCUACAGCAAGGCCUGCUUCCCCAUCAUCUUCUCCGGGAUCAUGCAGCUCUAUGACAGCGUCAUGGCGAGCUUCUUAACUCUGGCUGUCCUGGGGCUCCUGGGCAUGGUCCUGUCCUCCGUCAUGAUCCACCAGCUGCGUUCCCCCAACAGACCCGUUUUCCUGAUGACGGCGCCACCCUUCACCAAAUCUCCCCAAUACGAGGAGCUUCACAACGUUCUUCCUCCAAAGUACUACUAGAGGACCACCGGCUUCCCUCAGACUCGCUGUUAAAGGUCAGGAAGUCCAGCUGUUUGUCCCAGUGUCCAAAGUGCCUAAACGUCCAAUGAGGAGUCCCGGCUGUCGGCUCCAUCCAGAUCAAACGCAAAGCAGCUUUUUCUUUUUAAGAUUUAUUUUGGGCAUUUUAGUAAAUUGAGAUCUUUGUUUUUAUCUGCAGCAACAUUAUUAUUCAUUUCGAAUGAAUGUGAUGGGUGUGUGCUUAUUGAACGCUUAUGUUUUGUACAAAUACAACCAGAGAGGGUUGGGUUUGUGGAUGAUAGAAUGGUUAUAUAGGGUAUUUCACGCUGUUCCUAACAGGGUAUGUAACAUUGGUUGGGCUGAAAAUGUCUCUUUUGCUGUUUUUUUUUUUUUUUUAUUGUUUUUUGGCCCUAAUGGGACUGGACUGAAACAAGAGCUUUUCUGCCUUAUAUGGUCUGCUCAUGAAUAUUUAGAUGAGCUGUACACUGAUUGGUUGAGCUUAGCACACACACACACACACGUUCCCCUCUGUGCCCAUGUGAUGCGACCUAGAUUUAGAAGACUAUCUGACCUCAGAUCAGUUAGUGGCCUAGUAUGUACAUUUUGGGGCGUUACAAAGAUAGAAGGUAGAGCCAAAUGAGGAGGAGUUGAGAAGUUAACUUUUAGCUUUGUUCAGAUUGGCCUGUUUUCAACAGCAGUUCCAAAUUAUGAGAUUUGCAGAGGAAAGAGGUGUCAAUGGGAUUUAGAGGUUCUCUGUAUGUCCUAUAUUUACCCUCCAAACUUCAUUUUUCAACUAUGACAAGGUAGUCGGUUUUGCAUUCUAUCGCCCCUUUUUAACGUUUUUCUGUCACUGUUCUUCUGAUAAUCACAAGCUUAUUAGUUCUCAAGAAAAUGGUCUCGUUGCUUGAAUUCAGACUUUUUUUUUCUAAGGAAUUUAGUACCGAAAAAUGCUCUUCUGAAUAAACGCACAACAGUUUUUCACCAGCAACACAAUCUAGCCAAGAUGUAGAUGUAAGGAUGAUUUCAGGGUGGUUUCUGGUUAAACAAAAAGGAUCUGAUCUAUAACAGAAAGCUCUAUCUCUGCAGGGAUCCUUUCCUUAAUGUAAUUGGGGGUGGGGGACAUUAGGUGGGGAGGUCUGGGGCCUUCCUGACCUUGACCCCGGUCCUACAAGACUGGACCAAGACGCUGCCCUGGAAUCACAUCUGGUUGGUCGGGCUGCAAAUGAAAUGACGGAUAAUUUUUUUUUCUACAAAUUGUUACUGUAUAAUUUUUGUGUAUUGUUAUACUGCAUACUUAACAGUAUAUAUAUUUUUUUAAAGAUUUCUUACUGUCCUUUCUGUUUUUUAUUCUUUAUAUGCUCUCAAAUAUGUUGUACUAUUGGCCAAUAAAGACAUUCUCAAAAAUGUUGUACCAAUGUACAUGCAGACCUGUGUUAGAAGGUUUUUCAUACUUUGUUUACAUUGUGAAUCCUGCUUACUGUAAGUGGGUCCAAUCACACCACUACUCAGGGUUUCCUGACAAGGUUUGAUGCUGAACAUUAUCUCCUUUCUGUAUGAUGAUGUGGUUCAGGGUUCUGGAUAUAUUUUACACUGUACUUAAAAGUCUGAUUUUAUUUUUAGUUGCUCUGUAUGGCUGGCACCUACUGCAGAAUUGACAAUAAAGUCGCCUUGACUUGA